Molecule: messenger RNA, 1419 nt
Organism: Ilex paraguariensis (yerba mate)
Lineage: Eukaryota; Viridiplantae; Streptophyta; Magnoliopsida; Aquifoliales; Aquifoliaceae
Source: the annotation of a GenBank genome assembly
AUGAGGCAGGUUUGGGGAAACAUAGUUGCACCUGAGGGAAAAUCAGCAUGGAAAGGUAGCAACACAACUCAUUGGCUUUCCUUCAAGCAGAUCAAGGGGCUAUUUAUCAAUGGACAUGGACAAGGACAAAUUGAUGGACGAGGUUCUUCAUGGUGGAGGAAUGGAGAAAAUGAGAAUGGACCUACGGUUUGGGGAAACAUAGUUGCACCUGAGGGAAAAUCAGCAUGGAAAGGUAGCAACACAACUCAUUGGCUUUCCUUCAAGCAGAUCAAGGGGCUAUUUAUCAAUGGACAUGGACAAGGACAAAUUGAUGGACGAGGUUCUUCAUGGUGGAGGAAUGGAGAAAAUGAGAAUGGACCUACUGCAUUGCACUUCUAUGAGUGUGACAACCUUCAAGUUGAUGGAAUGAAACAUAUCAAUAGCCAAAAGAACCAUAUUUCUAUAGCUGGCUGCAGAGGCGCAACCAUUUCCAACCUCCACAUUAGUGCCCCUCAGACAAGCCCCAACACUGAUGGAAUUGACAUCAGUACUUCAAGCAACGUCCAAGUUCAUGACUGCAACAUAGCCACUGGGGAUGAUUGUAUUGCUAUAAACGGGGGAUCUUCUUAUGUUAACAUAACCAAUAUAGCAUGCGGUCCGGGCCAUGGUAUAAGAGGCGCAACCAUUUCCAACCUCCACAUUAGUGCCCCUCAGACAAGCCCCAACACUGAUGGAAUUGACAUCAGUACUUCAAGCAACGUCCAAGUUCAUGACUGCAACAUAGCCACUGGGGAUGAUUGUAUUACUAUAAACGGGGGAUCUUCUUAUGUUAACAUAACCAAUAUAGCAUGCGGUCCGGGCCAUGGUAUAAGCAUUGGAAGCUUAGGAAACAGUGGAAAGAAUGAUAAAGUGGAAGAGAUACAUGUACAGAAUUGUAAUUUCACUGGAACUACGAAUGGAGUAAGGAUCAAGACAUGGCAGGAAAAAGUGGAAAGAAUGAUAAAGUGGAAGAGAUACAUGUACAGAAUUGUAAUUUCACUGGAACUACGAAUGGAGCAAGGAUCAAGACAUGGCAGGGGGGGGUCUGGAUAUGCCAGAAGGAUCACCUUCACAGAAAUUAGAUUCACGGCGACUGGUAACCCUAUCGUGAUUGACCAGUAUUACUGCCCUCAUGGUUAUUGCAGGAACCAGUUUGUUUGUCUACUUGAGACAUCUGCAGUAAAAGUUAGCGACAUCUCCUACACCGGAGUGCAAGGAACAUCCAUCAACAGUGAUGCAAUCAAUUUUAGCUGCAGUCAAAGCGUUCCUUGCAUCAACAUUUCACUAGAUCAUGUCAAUAUAACAUCAGCAGAUUCAUCUCAUGCAACUUAUGCGCGCUGCAUAAAUGCCCAUGGAAGGUCUUAUGCAACCAACCCGGUUGUAAAUUGCCUAUUGAAGUAG